This is a messenger RNA of Porites evermanni, 1210 nucleotides long. The record is from the annotation of a GenBank genome assembly. NCBI's taxonomy places the organism in Eukaryota, Metazoa, Cnidaria, Anthozoa, Scleractinia, Poritidae.
AUGGCUUGGAAAAAGCUUUACACCUGCUCUAGCUCGUCUAGCCAGCAAACGAAGUCAACAAACAGUGCAAACGAAGCCUCCGAACCAGACCUUAGAGGUUACAUGGUGUUUCAAACAAGGGAGACAACCUCCAAUCAGUUAAAUUCCUCGGGGGAGGUGUUAAAAGAGAUCCUGACGUAUCCCACCCUUGAACCAAAAGGUCCUCCGAAGAGGAAGAAUCUAAAGAGAACCCUCCCCAACUUUGUCAGUGGCCCUGAGGCAAUGCAGCUACUACUUGAUGAAAAGCUCAAAAAAGCACGUCAGUUGGCAGAAAAACAAAAGAAGAUGAGAGAUAAGGAAGCGAAGAAGGAAGAAAAACGAAAGAGAAUUGAGGAAGAGAAAGUUCGGAAGCAGUUAGGAAGAGAAGAAAAAAAGAAAAAACAAAAAGCGAACAAAAAUACAAGCAAUGAGAGAACAAGGAAGACUGGGAAGGUAACAAAAAGAAGUCAAACUCCUAGAGCUAAAGGCAAGCAAUGGCGGCAGCAACAGUGCACGGAGAGUACCUCUUCUGCGGUAACCAAUGAAGAAGACGACAUUUGCAACAUUUGCUUGCAGGAAUAUUUUCUCAGUGACGUGGAAAACAAUCCAUGGGUCCAGUGCGGUUCCUGUAAAUCGUGGAUGCACAUCUGCUGGAUUCCUAUCGGGCUUGAUGUUGGCAAUAAACCAUUUGUUUGUCAUCAGUGCAUGUAAUAAGAAGAACAGUGGUUUAAGGAACGAACUGUAAAAAACAAUUUUGUAAGCCUUGUUAGGAAGAGUUCCCUUGACGUAUUCCUAAUUCUGUUACUUUCUUAACUAGUAGUGAGAUUCCCGAAGUCGUGAACGAGAUGCGAAAGAAAUGCAUUAGAAACGUAUUUUGCAAGCCUCCCCGGCGUUUUUAAAGGGUGGUUACAAAUAAUACUGAGUUAAAGGUUGGAGAUAUUUGUUGUCAGUAGCUGUUUAUAUUGUCAUGACAUAAGUUUAACACUUUAAAAUAAAAACAACCGAAAGUUUAAGUUAUUCUUGUUGUCUACUCCCUUACAGAAUGCACAUCAUUGUCAUCGAAAACGCUGUCAUCAAAGGAUAUCACGAAUUCCAGAUAAGGCCGCCUCCCGCGUUACUACUUCCGGUCACAAAAGAGUACGGAAACAGGCAUGAUCCUCAUGCGUGUUUGGUGUGGGUACCAGAAAUCUAG